AGGAGAACUACGAGAUCGCAGAAGGGGUUUGCAUUCCUCGAAGUGCUCUCUACAUGCACUACUUGGACUUCUGUGAGAAAAAUGACACACAACCUGUUAAUGCUGCCAGCUUUGGAAAGAUAAUAAGGCAACAAUUCCCCCAGCUAACGACAAGAAGACUUGGAACCAGAGGCCAAUCAAAGUACCAUUAUUAUGGGAUUGCAGUGAAAGAAAACUCCCAGUAUUAUGAUGUGAUGUAUUCUAAAAAAGGAGCAGCCUGGGUCAACGAAACAGGAAAAAAAGAAGUAACCAAACAGACAGUGGCGUAUUCACCACGAUCCAAACUGGGAACAUUACUGCCAGAGUUUCCAAAUGUCAAAGAUCUAAAUCUGCCAGCCAGUCUGCCAGAGGAGAAGGUUUCUACCUUUAUUAUGAUGUACAGGACUCACUGUCAGAGGAUACUAGACACUGUAAUAAGAGCAAAUUUUGAUGAGGUUCAAAGUUUUCUUCUGCACUUUUGGCAAGGGAUGCCUCCUCAUAUGUUGCCUGUAUUGGGUUCCUCAACUGUAGUGAACAUAGUGGGAGUUUGUGAUUCAAUUCUCUACAAGGCAAUUUCUGGAGUUUUGAUGCCCACAGUCCUACAAGCCUUACCUGACAGUUUGACGCAGGUGAUCCGAAAGUUUGCAAAGCAACUGGAUGAGUGGCUGAAAGUAGCUCUCCAUGAUCUGCCUGAAAACCUACGGAAUAUCAAGUUUGAAUUGUCCAGAAGAUUCUCACAAAUCCUCCGGCGACAGACAUCACUAAAUCAUCUCUGCCAAGCAUCAAGAACAGUGAUCCACAGUGCAGACAUCACAUUUCAAAUGCUGGAGGACUGGAGGAAUGUGGAUCUGAAUAGCAUUACCAAACAAACCCUCUAUACUAUGGAAGACUCACGGGAGGAACACAGGAAGCUCAUCAUACAAUUGUAUCAGGAGUUUGACCACCUUUUGGAGGAGCAGUCACCCAUCGAGUCAUACAUCGAGUGGCUGGAUUCCAUGGUGGACAGAUGUGUCGUAAAGGUAGCUGCCAAGAGACAAGGCUCUUUGAAGAAAGUGGCUCAGCAGUUCCUCCUGAUGUGGUCCUGUUUUGGCACUCGAGUGAUUCGGGACAUGACUUUGCACAGUGCACCCAGCUUUGGUACUUUGAUUUAG
Messenger RNA from Acanthisitta chloris (rifleman), 1169 nucleotides. It is a transcript of the gene RFX4, whose product is annotated as regulatory factor X, 4 (influences HLA class II expression). The transcript is spliced from 10 exons. Gene Ontology annotation, molecular function: RNA polymerase II cis-regulatory region sequence-specific DNA binding; DNA-binding transcription factor activity, RNA polymerase II-specific. Lineage: Eukaryota; Metazoa; Chordata; Aves; Passeriformes; Acanthisittidae. Gene Ontology annotation, biological process: regulation of transcription by RNA polymerase II. The record is from RefSeq and is a predicted model, not a curated record. The coding region runs from base 54 to 1169 and encodes 371 amino acids.